CAGAGGUUAGCUUAUGAACUUAUAAAAUUCAGUUUGUAUGUAAUUUUCCAAAGAUUGUUUUGAAUAAUUACCCAAAAAGAGGGACAUUUUUUUCUGGUGUUUCUAUAGGGUGCGCAAUGAUAUUAACGUUUUUUUAUGGUCACCUCCGAGAUCACCUCAAGACUUGAUCAAAGCAUACUCAAAUUUACACUUUCAAACAAAAAAUCCCAUAAAAACUACAUUCGUGGAAUCGAUGAGGCUACUUGUCGUUUUAUAUCGGAACUUCGGGAAGAAAAAGAUAUUUGCGCUUUUGUUUCUCUCACCGCAUCCUGUCAUGAAGCUGAAAACAAGAUUGACUACCUUCAUUUCAUAUUCUGUACUAUGAUUGAGUACAUUGAUGUAUCAUUUACUGCAGCUAUGUUAAUGCUUUUGACGAUAUCUUUAGUUCUUGUUUUAGCUCUAUGUGCCUUAGCACUAAAUUCGAUGUCAAAUAUUCUAAGUAUUGUUAAACAUUUUAAAAUAAGCGAACACAAUGCUGGUGUAACCCUUAUUGUCCUUUACAAUGGAAUUCCUGAUAUCAUAUCAGCUUUCUUCUUCUAUGAUGGUGAUACAGAAAUGUUGAUAAAUGAAAUGUUAGGAACGGGAUUAUUUUUACGAGCUUUUCAUGGUGGUAUCUUGGUUUUACUCAGUCCAAUGACACUGCUUGGAACUUAUUUCAAACGUGAUUCAUUUGCUUAUUUGUGUGGAAUGUUAGUUCUCUUUGACAUAUACAUGGAUAGAGAAACACAUGUCCUUAUGGGAGUAUUUUCAAUGACAUUCUAUCCGAUUUUAUGUGGUGUUGUAUGUUAUCAUCAUCAUAUCGAAUUAAAAGAGAGGAUAGGACUCGAUCAUAAGGAGGUGUCAGGAGAAACCAAAAUGCGUUUAGAACUGACAAAAGAAAUCGAAAUCAUUCAAGUCCCACUUACAUCUCCAGCAAAUCCACUUGACCUUAACAUUUGGAAACAGUUUGUACAAGUCAUAAAUCCUUUCCGAAAAGAAGUCUACGAUGACGCGAGUUUAUGGCAAAGAAUUUUAAUAUUUUCCGCAAUACCAGUUAAACUGGUAGUGCCGGUUGUGAAUUUAAGAAUGCCAGGAUUUGGAUGGUCAAGGCUGCUCCUGGUAAUAAAUUUCAUAUUUUCUCCAUUAAUAAUGGUGCAGUUCAUUGGACCAGAAUACAUUCACAUUUGCCUGUACAUUGGUGUUAUUAUGGCAAUCAUGGUAUUCUGUUUGACAAAAACCAACAUUCCACAAUAUCAGUUAACAAUUGCAUUUUAUGGUAUUUGUUGUGAAAUGUUGAUCACACACUUUCUUGCUGCAGAAUUGCUUUCAAUUCUGGUAACUCUGGGAAAUAUAAUUGGUGUCAAGAGAUCAGUUAUUGGUACUACAUUUUUGGCCUGGGGCAAUACGAUUCCGGAAGUUGUCGUCUAUCUGGCUUUAUUAAAUUUGAAAAUCAAAACACUUCCUCUAGUUGAAUUUCUUAUGGCUCCACUCUUUAAUAUGACCUUUGCUAUUGGUUUGACAACACUCCUUCGAUGUGCUGAUAAAAGACGUUAUACAGAUAUUACACGAGCUGGAGAUCUUGGGCAAAGUGGAUUAUGGUUUAGUUUCUUGCAUCAUAUUCUCUUUUGUUUUGCUGUGUUUACAGUAAAUUUUCAUUUGCGGAAAAGUAUUGGAAUUUAUUCAAUUAUGAUUUAUUUGAUGUUUGCUCUGUAUACGUUUUUGUAUCAAUUUGAUUUUAUUCACGCAUUUGGUUCUGAUCACAACGAUGAAGAGAAAUUCAUUGCUGUAACUUGGGCAUGAAUUUCAUAACACAUAAACAAAAAUUAAAAACCAAAAUUAAUUUCUGAGUUUUGUUAAUAAAGUAUAUUUUGCUAAUUUAAAAAUGUAUACCAAAUCAAAAACAUGUCUAAGUUUUUGGAAACACAAUAAGCGGAUUAAAUGUACAAUCGAAUAUAUGUAAUUUUAUGAAAUCAAUAUACAAAUUAAAAGAUA
Eupeodes corollae is the source of this 2010-nucleotide messenger RNA. RefSeq names its product putative sodium/calcium exchanger 7. Gene Ontology annotation, cellular component: membrane. The record is from RefSeq and is a predicted model, not a curated record. Gene Ontology annotation, biological process: monoatomic cation transport; transmembrane transport. Gene Ontology annotation, molecular function: monoatomic cation transmembrane transporter activity. NCBI's taxonomy places the organism in Eukaryota, Metazoa, Arthropoda, Insecta, Diptera, Syrphidae. The transcript is spliced from 9 exons. The coding region runs from base 136 to 1818 and encodes 560 amino acids.